Cyclocybe aegerita is the source of this 2952-nucleotide messenger RNA. The record is from the annotation of a GenBank genome assembly. NCBI's taxonomy places the organism in Eukaryota, Fungi, Basidiomycota, Agaricomycetes, Agaricales, Hemipholiotaceae.
AUGACGACCAUAGCGUCGGCUAUGCCCUCAACGCCACGCAAAAGACCUGCAUCACGAUCUCCAGAUGGCGCGAGAAACUCAAAGCGCCAGCUUACGUCUUCUCCAGAGGAAGGCGAGGUCGACGAUACGCUACCUACUCCUGGCCUAAAUCCAAAUCCCAUAAUUCCCGCCAUUUCACUUCCUGCGAAACCGGUUCCUCUAAUCAAGAAGAGUGUUCCUUUUCCCUUCAAGAGAAAACCUGAUGGACCCAAGAGCUCUGCAGAUGGGGAGAAGUCAGAACCCUUAAAUGUGUUCGCACAAUACGAGGAGGCACAUAGGCCGAGGGAAGAGCCGAGGAGGGCGAACAAUCGACCACCACCGAGGAGCGGGAAAACUGAUCAUUGGGAACCGAGUUUCGGACGAGGAGAGGACAAGGAGUGGGAUAGGGACAGGUAUCGCAGAGACUUUCGGGAGGACGAUUCGCGGCGAUUCGGAAGGCGGAAUUCUCUUACAGACGAUUCGGACGGGCGCUACUACCGCCCGCAGUACAAUGACCGCCGGAGAGGUGAUGAUCGUGAAUGGACGCGCAGGGACCCAGCGCCGUAUCGUGGCCGCGGUGAUGAUCGGUAUGACCGUCGAAGUUAUGACUCGCGGCCGCUUUCACGCCCUCAUUCGCCUCCCACGUCAGGUCUCAUUUCUCCUCCGUCGGCGCCACCCACACAACCCGAAAUCCACCGUCCAGUUUCACCACCUCCCAAACUACCCCCACCCCCACCUGAAUCAAAGGCACCUUCCCCGCCUCACGGCCUACCGCCGCCUCCUGAAGAUGACGGUCCUCGACCACCUUCGUCUACUCCUCCACCCGCCCCUCCGCCAGAUGAACGUCUACUGAAAGGCGUGCAACUACCGCCUAUUCAUGCGUCCGUGAAGAUCACUAUGAAACGGCCUGACGCGCCAAGGAACGCUCAUUCUCCGCUGCCUUUGGAUAUUCCACCAAAUACUGCACGAGGAAUGGCUCAAGGACCUGAGAGGGCGGUCGAAAAAUCAGCGCCACCGCCGCCCCAGCAUAGAUCAUCACUUUCUCUUCCCCCUCCUCCACAUCCGCCAAAGGAACAGAAGAAAGAAAGGGAGUCAUCCAGGAUACAGGUCAUGCGUAGGAAACUCCCCAUGAGGAGAUCCGAGAAGGAGGAGGUUCAAGUGUACGGACAUGGGUUCAUGGGCUGUGGACAACAGUCGGACUACGAGGCUACCACCAAACUGGGUGAAGGUACUUUCGGUGAGGUGCACAAAGCUAUCCAUAAGAAGACAGGUAGAGCCGUCGCUCUGAAGCGAAUCCUCAUGCACAACGAGAAGGAAGGCAUGCCAGUCACGGCGCUCCGCGAAAUCAAGAUUCUCAAAGCUCUGAAGCAUCCGUGUAUUGUCGACAUCCUGGACAUGUUCGUUGUGCGGAGUACCGACAAAGAUCCACUCUCUGUGUAUAUGGUGUUUCCAUACAUGGACCACGAUCUGGCGGGGCUGCUGGAGAAUGAGCGAGUGAAACUUCAGCCAAGUCACAUCAAGCUCUAUAUGAAGCAGCUGCUGGAAGGAACGGAGUACAUGCAUCGCAACCAUAUUCUCCAUCGUGACAUGAAGGCAGCGAAUCUUCUUAUUUCCAACAACGGUUCUUUGCGGAUAGCGGAUUUUGGUUUGGCCAGAUCCUUUGAUACGAAUGUGGCAAAUGCACGGAGCGACGGGAUUCGAACUGGCCGCGACCGGAAGUACACGAACUGUGUCGUGACGAGAUGGUAUCGACCUCCUGAACUCCUGCUUGGGGCGAGGCACUACGGGGGUGAAGUGGAUAUUUGGGGCAUUGGAUGUGUCUUGGGUGAAAUGUUCACUCGAAAGCCCAUCUUGCCGGGCACCUCUGACCUUGACCAGCUUGAGAAGAUCUGGUUCCUCUGUGGUUCACCUAAUCAACACAACUGGCCUUAUCAUGAUCAAUUGCCAGGAUGUGAAGGCGUCAUCAGGUUCAAAUCGCACCCUCGCAGACUGAAGGAAACGUACGACAGCGUUGGGCCUGAGACAGUUGAUUUGCUAGACAAGUUGUUGAUUAUCAACCCCAAGGAGCGCAUUACUGCUGCCCAAGCUCUCGAGCACGACUACUUCUGGACGGACCCGUUACCUGCCGAUCCUAAGUCCUUGCCCUCCUACGAGGCUUCUCAUGAGUUUGACAAGCGUGGACAUCGCAACCACCACCCCAUGCCCAUGCCUGCUGGUCCUCCGCUGCAAGUUCAACCGCCACCCCAUGCACACAACAACCAAAUGCGUGGCGGGCCUCCUCAGGGCAACCCUCAAUUUAACCGCGGGCCUGGUGGUCCGCCUAGCCAGACCCAGAAUCAACGUCAUCAACAUGGCAACGGUCCUGACAUGCAUCGUCGCAGUGGGCCUCCAGGAGGGCAGCCAGGUAAUUACCCUGCUCCAAACCACCCUGGAUCACAUAACAUGGGCAUGAAUGGACCGGGGCCUGGAGGUCGUCCACCGGUAGCGAUGGGGUAUGGUAAUGGACCAGGACAAGGUGGACCGCCGCCUAUGGGUAUGCCAGGCAUGCCCCCACAAUUCCCUCAUCCACCCCCGUACGGACGUGGCGGAGGUCCACCACCUGGCGGCGUCUACGGUGGCGCCCCGUCCCAUCCCCCUCUUGGAGUACAGUUUCCUCAGAACCUGCCGCGCCCUCCAUACCCGUCUCAUCAUCAAGGUAGCCGACCUCCAAUGAGGAACGAUCGUCAACGGGAAUCAAGGAAUAAUGACCCGGCACCUCCCCCAAGGACGUCGAGCUUGCCUCCGAACCCCAACCUGCCGCCUCGACCUGCUGCUCCUCUUGGGAGUGCAGCACGGGAUGGCGAGCGUGACAGGGAACGGGAUUAUCGAGGAGCUGGGAGGAACGACCCUCCUGGCCCUGGCGAGCCUCCAGUUGGCGCUCUGAACUAUGGAUAA